AUGGCUGAGAAAGACUCUCUCGCAGUCGACUUUGACAAGACAGGCCCCGAAACCAGCUGCGUUGAACAAGCAGAUGAAGAGCCCGAAUUCCACGUGCGGACCUGGAUUGCACUGAUUGCUAUGCCCGCCGGCUUCGCCAAAGAUUUAAGCGACAGCAAGCGGGAGACUUGGAUUCCGAAUGCGCUUUCCCUCGUGCAGGCAGUUCUAGCACUGGUCAUUGCGUCAGCGUCAGAUGCAUUCCAGUUCAGUAAAACGAUUAUGGUCGGUUGCUCGACGGUAUCCUUCAUAGGAGCAGCAACAGCACCGGGUUCAACCAGUAUUUACAGGGUUAUUGUGGCUCAAGUACUGAUCGGUUUUGGUUUCGCGACUGUUCCGUUGGCAUACACGGUUCCUAGUGAGAUCUUGCCCAAAAAAUGGCGACCAAUGGCACAAACCUGCAUGAAUGUAGCUGCUGCUAUUGGAGUCACCACCGGACCACUCAUUAUCGGUGCGUUGACGAAACAAAAUGCGCAUACUGGCUGGCAAUAUUUCUUUGCUAGUGGUACCUUGAAUGUCCCUUCUGCCAUUCAUCUAUACCAAAUGGCUACAGUGGAUACAGAUGGGCCUAUGGGGUCUCACUUCAGUCUGCCUAAUUAUUGGUUACCGUCCGCCAAAAAGAAACACCAGCCUAGGUCAUCUUUCGCUUCUCCAGAAGUGGAGGGGAUAUUGGAUCUCCCUGGUGCUGCACUGCUCACCACUGGCCUGACACUAUUCCUCGUGGGACUGAAUCUAGGAGGAGGUCUCUAUGCAUGGACCGCCGCUCCGGUUCUCGCGACGCUGGUAUUAGGAUUGAUCGUGCUUGUGCUAUUCGGUCUCUACGAAUGGAAGGGAACGCAGACUGGUAUUCUCAAUCAUGAUCUAUUCCGGGGAGGAAAGCAAAGGGGACGGACAUUUAACCUUUGUGUGGCACUCAUAUUUAUUGAAGGCAUUCUACUAUUUGCCUAUAUUCUAUUCUAUCCCAUUAUGACUUCCUUUUUGUUCGAAACAGACCCCUUUCUCCAAACAGCAAGAGAUGUACCCAUUUUGGUUGCCUGUGCAUUCAGUACCGUUCCCUAUGGCUACGCGAGCACAAAGUUAAGGACGAUUCGAUUACCGCUAUUUGUCGGAUUCCUGAUCUUCACCUGUGGAAUGAUCGGGUUAGCCACGAUUGAGCCCUCUGAUAAUGUCUCCGCGAUCAUUUUUGCUGGGCUCGCUGGCAUCGGAUUUGGUGCACCGCUCAUUCUCAUCAUCGCUGGCGUUCAGUUGUCCACGCCCCACGAAUUGAUUGCCACAGCCACAGCGGCGACCACAAGUGCACGAGCAGUGUCUGCCACUGUUUUCACAGCCAUCUAUUCCGCUGCCCUGAAUAGCUGUCUAGCAAACUAUAUCCCAAGUUAUAUAGCCAAGGCAGCGAUAGAUACAGGGUUACCGAGUACAUCUGUGGGGCCAUUCAUCGAAGCCCUAUCGAACAAUGCCAACAGUACAGUGCUCGAAAGCAUCCCCGGGCUGACAACGUCUAUUAUAGACGCUGGUUCCGCUGCCUUGAAGCAAGCACACGCAGAUGGCAUGCGUGUCGUUUUCAUCAUCGCGGCCCCAUUUGGUACGCUCGCACUUGUCAUUUGUUUCUUCUUAGGAGAUUUGACCAAGACCAUGAACUAUCACAUAGAUGCGCCAGUGAAAGAGCUUGACUUUAAGAAUCAUCAUGGCACGGCUUCGUGA
This is a messenger RNA of Talaromyces amestolkiae, 1737 nucleotides long. RefSeq lists its product as uncharacterized. Lineage: Eukaryota; Fungi; Ascomycota; Eurotiomycetes; Eurotiales; Trichocomaceae. Gene Ontology annotation, molecular function: transmembrane transporter activity. Gene Ontology annotation, biological process: transmembrane transport. Bases 1 to 1737 code for a protein of 578 amino acids. The transcript is spliced from 5 exons. The record is from RefSeq and is a predicted model, not a curated record.